This is a messenger RNA of Malaclemys terrapin pileata, 711 nucleotides long. RefSeq names its product ribonuclease P/MRP subunit p14 (gene RPP14). The record is from RefSeq and is a predicted model, not a curated record. Gene Ontology annotation, cellular component: ribonuclease P complex. The transcript is spliced from 5 exons. The coding region runs from base 284 to 679 and encodes 131 amino acids. Lineage: Eukaryota; Metazoa; Chordata; Testudines; Emydidae. Gene Ontology annotation, biological process: tRNA 5'-leader removal.
AGGGCGGGGCCGGUUCGGUCCAAUCCCCCCCUCGGCUGGGCGGGCCUAGCGAGAGCCCGUCACCCCGCGCCUCUCUAGCGCUCCCGGGCCGGCGCCGCGCGUGCGCAGAGCAGAGCUCGCCGCUCUGCCGGGAGCUGCGCCCACGUGCCCGCCGCUGGCUGCAGGGGGAGCCCGGCUCCGGGCCCCCGGCGCGUCUCCCAGCCCGGGGCCCCGCCUGCAGCGUACCGGGGCGUGGCCAGCGCGCGCGGCGGCCUGUCCCCUCGCGGGCCCAAGGGGUCCCGGCAUGGCGGAGCGAGGGGCGGGGGAGGGGCCCCCGCCUGCGGCGUUUGACAGACUCGUUUUCAGGAACGCGUCCGAACACCACUACCUGAGGGUUUGCUUAGAAUGUCAGGAAGGUGGGAUUCGACUGAAUGCUGCUCAUUUCAAGCAACUGGUUAUUUCCGCACUGAAGGAGUUACAUGGGGAGGUUGGUGCAGCCUUGCCUGUUGAUGUCUUAACAUAUGAGGAAAAAACCCUGUCUGCAAUACUAAGAGUUCCCAGCAGUGGCCUUGUCAAGCUGUGGAGUGCUCUAACACUGCUGGGCUCCUACCAGAACAGGAAGUGUGCUUUCAGAGUGAUACAGACCUCUCCAUUUCUCCUUGCGUUAUCUGGGAACAGCAGAGAACUCCUACUGGAUUGAAUACACCGGAGACGUGGUUAGGCUGUAAGAAG